Molecule: messenger RNA, 1286 nt
Organism: Mercurialis annua (annual mercury)
Lineage: Eukaryota; Viridiplantae; Streptophyta; Magnoliopsida; Malpighiales; Euphorbiaceae
Product: syntaxin-132-like
Exons: 13
Coding region: 124-1050 (308 amino acids)
Biological process (GO): vesicle fusion; exocytosis; intracellular protein transport
Cellular component (GO): endomembrane system; plasma membrane; SNARE complex
Molecular function (GO): SNARE binding; SNAP receptor activity
Source: RefSeq, a predicted model, not a curated record
GCCAACUUUUUGAAAAAAAAUAGUGUAACAUACAAAAAUAAUAAUUCUUUCCAUUUAUUGCUCCUUUCCUCUUCUUCUUAACACAAAAAAAAAACAUUCUACUCUUUGAUUCCAAUCAAUAAUAUGAACGACCUGCUCACGGAUUCAUUUGUUGGUGAUGCCAAAAGGCCUUCUGGCAAUGAUGAUAUCGAAAUGGGAAUGCGAACAUCGAGGAGCAACUCUGAUAUGGGAAUGGAAGCUUUCAAUAAGCAGAUACACGAGGUUGAGAAGCAGGUUGACAGGGUCUCUGGACUUCUCAAGAACUUGAAGGAAGCUAAUGAGGAGUCUAAAUCUGUAACAAAGGCGUCUUCCAUGAAAUCUAUCAAGAAGCGAAUGGAGAAAGAUGUGGAUGAAGUGAGUAAGAUUGGACGUGCAGUAAAAGCCAAAGUCGAAGCAAUUAACAGAGAUAAUUUAGCCAAUCGACAGAAACCUGGAUGUGAAAAGGGAACUGGUAUUGACAGAGCAAGGAUGAAUGUUACUAAUUCUUUGACAAAGAGGUUCAAGGAUUUAAUGAUUGAGUUUCAGACCUUAAGACAAAAGAUCCAAAAUGAGUAUCGUGAAGUUGUAGAAAGAAGAGUCAUCACAGUUACUGGAACUAAACCAGAUGAAGAGACGAUUGACAACCUGAUCGAAACUGGCAACAGUGAGCAAAUCUUUCAGAAGGCAAUUCAAGAAAUGGGCCGCGGACAGGUGCUAAAUACACUUGAAGAAAUCCAGGAGAGGCAUGAUGCUGUAAAGGAAAUAGAGAAAAAGCUUCUCGACCUUCACCAGAUUUACCUUGACAUGGCUGUUCUCGUUGAGGCCCAAGGAGAGAUCCUAGAUAACAUUGAAAGCCAGGUCGCGAAUGCAGUGAAUCAUGUCCAGACUGGGACAACUGCACUCCAAAAGGCAAAGACACUUCAGAGAAAUUCCAGAAAAUGGAUGUGCAUUGCCAUUAUUAUUCUUUUGAUUAUAGUAGCUGUUAUAGUCGUCGGUGUCAUCAAACCUUGGAAGAGUAAUAAGGGUGCUUGAGUCUGCCCGUUUCUUUUGUUUGACGACCAUUUGUACCUAUAUGUGAUCGAGUCCGGGUUCCGUGUCCCUCCUUUACGUUUCAAAAUCAUUUUUUGUUUUUCCUCUUUGUUUUGUGUGAUGUUUUGGUGCUUGUUGAGAGUUUGAUUUUUGUCUAUGGGGCAUCCAUGCAUUAUUGUUCUGAAGAGUGAGUUUAAUUUGAAAUGACAAAAUUUGAAGCAUUUUUGUUUGCUUUGGUA